Messenger RNA from Epinephelus fuscoguttatus (brown-marbled grouper), 2800 nucleotides. Its product is annotated as EMILIN-3-like. The coding region runs from base 1 to 2763 and encodes 920 amino acids. NCBI's taxonomy places the organism in Eukaryota, Metazoa, Chordata, Actinopteri, Perciformes, Serranidae. The transcript has 4 exons. The record is from RefSeq and is a predicted model, not a curated record. Gene Ontology annotation, molecular function: protein binding. Gene Ontology annotation, cellular component: extracellular matrix.
AUGCAUUUUGUGAUGGCUGUGAGUCCUUUUGUGUUCAUGACUCUAUUUUUGUCACUGGUUGAAACUAAGUUCUACAGACCUUUUCAGUUCAACCAGUAUAAAGCUGGGCUCAUGCAACACCACGACCAAGGGAAACCCACCAGCAGACACAAAAACCACUGUGCCUAUGUGGUUGAAAAGACAGUGUCCUUCACGGUGCAGGAUGGGGCAGCUCCAUAUGUAAAAGCAGAGUACAACAAGUGUUCCUGGGGUCAAAAAUGUCCAACUCUCCAGUAUCGUCUGAUGUACAAGCCAUUGUACAAGGUGGCGCAUAAAACCGUCACAGAGCUGGAGUGGCGUUGUUGUCCUGGGUACUCUGGUUAUGGCUGCAUGGAGGGACAUCCGGUCUACCAACACCCCAUCAAAAUGAUGCCGCCAUUCAAGGGUCCGCCCAUGAAAGGCCCACAGUUUAAGGGGCCACAGUACAAAGGUCCCAUGUUCAAGGGUCCCAUGUUCAAGGGCCCACCUAUGAACACUGUUGUGAAGGCCAACCCGUGGAGUCAACCCAAGGGACCUCCCACCGGCAGUUUUAACUCUUACCCAAUGCGCCACUUUGGGCCUCCAAGGACCUCCUCCUACCCAGACACCUCCUUUGAGCCUUUUCCGUCUGAGCCAGAGCAAAUGCCAGAGCACCAAGAACCUCAUCACACAGAGCAUGACCAAGAACAUGAGCAUGAACAUGAGCAUGACCAUAGCCAAGGACCUGAGGAACACAUACCAGAGGAAAUCCCACUUCCUCCCUCUGGUGGUGAACAGCCUGAGGGUGAGACCACAGACAGUGAGACAGAGGAGCGAAUAUAUCGAAUGGAGGAGGAUGUGCAACGUCUAAACCAGGGUCUUGAGACCCUGAGGGGAACUGUAAAUGGACUGGAAGAAAGUCUACGAGCUUCACUGAGAGAGGAUGCCAACAGGAUGCUGUCAGCUCUGCUCUCUGCUGCCCCUGGUCCUGUUCCUGCUCCAGCCGUAGCCUCUGCUCUAUCCACUGUAGGGUUUGUAGAGAUUCCUGGGGGAGACCCUGCGACAGAGGGUCUAGAUGGCAGACAUGUUUUUCCAGGCCUUACAGAACUGAAUGGAAGAAUAGAGGAGCUCAGGACAGAGCUGCAAGCCAAGACAGCAGAGCUGCAGGAACUCAAAACAACGGUGAUGGGACAUGAUGGGGCACUAAAGAAGAUGUCAAACACAGCGGGAGUGGUAUCGGACUCCACUGGCAAUCUUGGGGGAAAUGCCCAGAAAGCUAUGGAGAAGUUGAUGGAUGCCAAGCUGAGUGGAGCCAGGACAGAAAUUCUUGGUGGGUUUGAGAAGCGUGUAGAGAGUGCAGAGGACCGGUGCAAGGAGAAAGCUGGGGAUUUGCGUCGUCAGUGCCAGAGGGAGCAAAGUGUGAGGCGGGAGCAGAUGGAGGACGCUCUGGAGGAAAGCAACACAAACUUGAGAACAGAGUUGAGAAACCUCCAGGUUCAGAUACAUGGUUUAAAGGCUACGGGGAACUGCUCUGAUACAGUUAGUGGACUGACUGAAAGGGUGCAGAUGCUGGAAACAUCAGUGGCAGGCCUCAACCAGUCCCAGGGCCACCUGAGAGUGGAGCUGGGAGGACACAAGGACCACAUAGAGGGAAUACUGGAGGGACGACUGGGGUAUGUAGAGACCAAGCUCAACCUGACUGGGCAGAUUCAAAGCGAUGAACCUGGAAGGCACAGUGGUAUCCAUGGCAGAGCUGAGACAGGACAGGGCGUGGAGGCCAGAAUGGAGAGUAAGCUAAGGGCUCUGGAAAGCCGUUUACUGACGGCGUUGGAGGAGCUGGGUAAUGCCACUGCACCCGCACUGCUGGAGGGUCAUGCUGUUCCCACUCUGGAGACAGAGCUCGAGUCCCUUCGAGGGAGACUUGAGGUGGAUGUGGACAGAGUGCAGAAGCACCUGAGCAGCCUUGAGACUCUCUGCUCCUCUUCUUGUUCCUCACCCCAAAAGCCAUCUGCCAUCCAGGGAGACUCUGCUGCUCCAGGCACUGAGCUGGCAGAGGAACAGAAUGUGAAAGAGGCACUGGACAUCCAGGGUGGCCGUUUGAAUAGCCUCAACGUCACACUACAGAACAUCCUGAGGCGUCUGACCCUCAGGGACCAGCAGAAACAAGCAGAAGGAGAAUACCCCAUCCAGGGAGAGCUCACAAUCCUCAAGUUUAACAUGCGCACAGUCAACCACACCCUCAAAAACCUCCAGGAUUCCCUGGGGACAGUGGUCCAGCAGGUGGAUCAAGCCAACAGCUCCUGGCAUGGGAGAGAGGCUCGUCUGGCCCAGCAGAUAAAGGGUGUGGUGCAGCUGGUUGGACAUCAGGCAUCCAUGCUUGGGGCAGGUGAGCGCAGACUGACCCGCGUUAAAGGUGAGCUGCAGGAGAUGAAGAGGCGGCUAGCUGAGGAGGUCCGGGGCUGCCGGAGCACAGCUAUGGGGGUCCAGAAAGAGGUAACUGAGGUCGGAGGACGUGUUGCCAGUGUGGAGGACCAGUGUAAGGGCCUGAAUUCCUUGGCAGAUGACCUGGAGAGAAUCAGGGAGGAGUUGGAGAGACAAUCAAACGGGCUUCUCACGCAAGUCAACGGGACUCUGUCCAGCCAUGCUCAGCAGCUGUCAGAGCUGAGAGGUGAACUCAGAAACUGCACCUCCCAGGUGGAGCCGACACAACAGAGUUUAGAUCUGAAGCCUGAGCUGGAACGAGGGGACACCUUCACUUUGAAUUAGUUCAGUUUAUAUGGACGAUAGAUUUUAAAAAAUGAAU